This is a messenger RNA of Conger conger (European conger), 2631 nucleotides long. RefSeq names its product heat shock protein 90, alpha (cytosolic), class A member 1, tandem duplicate 1 (gene hsp90aa1.1). Gene Ontology annotation, cellular component: neuronal cell body; plasma membrane; perinuclear region of cytoplasm. The record is from RefSeq and is a predicted model, not a curated record. The coding region runs from base 146 to 2323 and encodes 725 amino acids. The transcript has 11 exons. NCBI's taxonomy places the organism in Eukaryota, Metazoa, Chordata, Actinopteri, Anguilliformes, Congridae. Gene Ontology annotation, molecular function: ATP-dependent protein folding chaperone; ATP hydrolysis activity; ATP binding. Gene Ontology annotation, biological process: protein stabilization; protein folding; cellular response to heat.
ACUUUCUCAAUGAAUUCUUCCUGAUAGCCACCGCAACUAUAAAAAGACAAGAUCCGCAUUCGGUGCCCUCAGAAAACUCGAGGAACCUUGAGCUGCAUCAGGAGAAGAAUCAUUGUGGAGAACCCAUUUCAGCGCAUUGAGCAAGAUGCCAGAGAAAGUUAGCCAGCACAUGGAGGAGGAGGUGGAGACUUUUGCCUUUCAGGCAGAGAUCGCCCAGCUGAUGUCCCUGAUCAUCAACACCUUUUACUCCAACAAAGAGAUCUUCCUUCGAGAGCUCAUCUCUAAUUCCUCAGAUGCUCUGGACAAGAUAAGAUAUGAGAGCCUGACCGACCCCAGCAAACUUGAGUCUAAUAAGCAGAUGAAGAUCGAUGUAAUUCCCGAUCUGGUCAACCGCACCCUGACUCUCACUGAUACUGGUAUUGGGAUGACCAAGGCUGACCUGAUCAACAACCUGGGCACCAUUGCUAAGUCCGGCACCAAGGCCUUCAUGGAGGCUCUGCAGGCCGGUGCAGACAUCUCCAUGAUUGGUCAGUUCGGCGUGGGUUUCUACUCCGCCUACCUGGUGGCCGAGCGGGUGACCGUCAUCACCAAACACAACGAUGACGAGCAGUAUGUGUGGGAGUCUGCAGCUGGUGGCUCUUUCACCGUUAAACCCGACACUGGCGAGUCUAUUGGUCGUGGCACAAAAGUCAUCCUGCACCUCAAGGAGGACCAGUCGGAGUAUGUUGAGGAGAAACGAAUCAAAGAGGUUGUGAAGAAACACUCCCAGUUUAUCGGCUACCCCAUCACCCUCUAUGUGGAGAAACAGCGGGAGAAGGAGGUUGACUUAGAAGAAGGGGAGAAAGAAGAGGAGGCGGAGAAGGAUGCAGCGACCGCAGACAAGGACAAGCCCCAGAUUGAGGAUGUGGGAUCUGACGAGGAUGAGGACACAAAAGAGAACAAAAACAAAAGGAAGAAGAAGGUCAAGGAGAAGUACAUUGACGCCCAGGAGCUGAACAAAACCAAGCCUAUCUGGACCCGCAACCCCGAUGACAUUACCAAUGCGGAGUACGGCGAGUUCUACAAGAGUCUCACCAAUGACUGGGAGGACCACCUGGCUGUGAAGCACUUUUCUGUGGAGGGCCAGUUGGAGUUCCGUGCAUUGCUCUUUGUUCCCAGGAGGGCCUCCUUUGACCUGUUUGAGAGCAAGAAGAGAAGGAACAACAUAAAGCUCUAUGUGCGCAGAGUCUUCAUUAUGGACAAUUGCGAGGAGCUGAUGCCUGAAUAUUUGAACUUUAUCAAGGGUGUGGUAGACUCUGAGGACCUUCCCCUGAACAUCUCCCGAGAGAUGCUGCAGCAGAGCAAGAUCCUGAAGGUGAUCCGUAAAAACCUGGUGAAGAAAUGCAUGGAACUCUUCACUGAACUGUCUGAGGACAAGGACAACUACAAGAAGUACUAUGAGCAGUUCUCCAAGAACAUCAAGCUGGGCAUUCACGAGGACUCUCAGAAUCGUAAAAAGCUAUCAGAACUUCUCCGCUACUACACUUCCUCUUCUUCAGAUGAAAUGGUUUCUCUGAAGGACUAUGUUUCUCGAAUGAAGGACAACCAGAAACACAUCUACUACAUAACCGGAGAGACAAAGGAGCAGGUGGCCAACUCAGCCUUUGUGGAGCGUCUGAGGAAAGCAGGCUUGGAGGUGAUAUACAUGAUCGAGCCCAUCGAUGAAUACUGCGUCCAGCAGCUGAAGGAGUUUGAUGGGAAGAACCUGGUGUCUGUGACUAAAGAAGGCUUGGAGCUUCCUGAGGAUGAUGAAGAGAAGAAAAGGCAAGAUGAGCUUAAGACUAAGUUCGAGAACCUGUGCAAGAUCAUGAAGGACAUCCUAGACAAGAAGAUUGAGAAGGUCACAGUCUCAAAUCGCUUGGUUUCCUCUCCCUGCUGCAUUGUGACCAGCACCUAUGGCUGGACAGCCAACAUGGAGAGGAUUAUGAAGUCUCAAGCACUCAGAGAUAAUUCCACCAUGGGCUAUAUGACUGCCAAGAAGCACUUGGAGAUCAACCCCCAACAUCCCAUCGUGGAGAUGCUCAGGGUGAAGGCAGAAGCUGACAAGAAUGACAAAGCAGUUAAGGACCUUGUCAUCCUGCUAUUUGAAACUGCUCUGCUGUCCUCUGGUUUCACGUUGGAAGACCCCCAGACACAUGCUAACCGCAUCUACAGGAUGAUUAAGCUUGGCCUGGGAAUUGAUGAUGAUGAUGCAGUUGUGGAGGACAUUAUCCAGCCCACUGAAGAUGACAUGCCAAUUUUGGAGGGUGAUGAUGACACAUCACGAAUGGAAGAAGUUGAUUGAAAGCACCUUUAAUGUUUUGUUUUUUUAUAUAGUUUUUUUUAGGACAUUUUUUUCUGUCAACCCCAAAAGGACUAAUACAGAUAAUGUGGAGAUAAUUGUUUUAUCAUAUUUGUUGCCUUUGCGCCUGUGUUCAAAUAUGUUGCUGUUUUACCCCUCAGCAACUUUGCGACAUAAGAUGCCAGAAGCAAUAAAUUGCAACUUUGAUAGAGAAGUGACUUGUUUGUGACAAGACUUUUAUAAAUUGUGAAUCAUUUUCUAAAUAUGUUAUAAAUAUUUCUAAUAAAUUUCUCAUUUAAAUAGUUUUAAAA